Anisakis simplex (herring worm) is the source of this 981-nucleotide messenger RNA. The record is from the annotation of a GenBank genome assembly. NCBI's taxonomy places the organism in Eukaryota, Metazoa, Nematoda, Chromadorea, Rhabditida, Anisakidae.
AUGGAAGUUAAUCAGGUAACAGGUUCUUUCAAAGAGCGUGGUGCCAGAUGGGCAUUAUUACAGCUGGACGAGAAGGACCGCAAAACAGGUGUGUAUGCAGCAUCUGCAGGCAAUCACGCGUUGGCGUUGAGCUAUCAUGGACAACAACUUGGCAUUCCUGUGAAUGUGGUUAUGCCGAGACAUGCACCCAUCAUGAAGAUUGAGUCAUGUGGACGAUUCGGGGCAAAUAUUCGCGUUGAGGGUAAACACAUGGUUGAGUCACGCACUAUUGGAUUGCGAUUGGCAAGCGAAAAUCAUGGAAAAUACAUCAAUGGCUACGAUCAUGUUGAUGUGAUUGCCGGAGCUGGAACUGUAGGACUUGAAGUAAUCGAGCAGGUGAUGCAUGCCGAUGUAGAUGCCGUUUUAGUACCGGUUGGGGGUGGUGGUCUUAUUGCUGGAGUAUCACUGGCAAUCAAAUCCGUAUUUCCACGAGUGAAAGUUAUCGGCGUUGAAGCCGCUUCAUGUAGCGGUUUCAAGGUGCAUUCUUUGGAAGCUGGAAAGCCAGUACUGUCAACGUCGUUGGGAACGCUGGCUGACGGUUUAGCCGUUCCGUUGAUUGGAUGCAAUUCAUUUGCUACAGCCAAAGAUCACAUUGAUCGUAUGGUAACGGUGAGUGAAGAGGACAUAUCACUAGCGAUUCUACGUCUUGUGGAAUACGAAAAAGUAGUUGUCGAAGGAGCUGGUGCAGUUGGUAUAGCAGCGUUGCUAUCGGGUCAGUUAAAUGACCUAAAGGGCAAGAAGGUGCCUCUUGAACGGCCUUUGUGCAGUGAUAAGAUCAGUGAUAACAAUGAUAAUGAAUCAGGAAUGGUAUCCGAUCAUAGACUCAUGAGGGUGGAACUUGUGGUUUCCGAUCGACCAGGUAGCUUAGCCGAGAUGGCAAAUAUAAUUGCCGAACAAGGUGCAUCACUACACGAUAUAAAUAAGGUAUUCAGAUUCAUUUAA